This is a messenger RNA of Nannospalax galili (Upper Galilee mountains blind mole rat), 915 nucleotides long. RefSeq names its product olfactory receptor 5AK2-like. Gene Ontology annotation, cellular component: membrane. The record is from RefSeq and is a predicted model, not a curated record. NCBI's taxonomy places the organism in Eukaryota, Metazoa, Chordata, Mammalia, Rodentia, Spalacidae. Gene Ontology annotation, biological process: G protein-coupled receptor signaling pathway; sensory perception of smell. Gene Ontology annotation, molecular function: odorant binding; olfactory receptor activity.
AUGGGACACAGAAAUGGCACUGACAUGACUGAAUUUGUUCUCCUGGGAUUUGCUGGUCAACACAAGCUUUCACACAUCCUCUUUGUGGUAUUUCUCGUGAUCUAUGCAGCCACCUUGGUAGGGAAUAUUGGCAUGAUCCUGCUCAUCAAUCUCCAUUCCUCCAUGCACACUCUCAUAUACUUUUUCCUCCAGUAUUUGUCUUUCGUUGAUCUCUCUUAUUUCUCUGCCAUCACUCCUAAGAUGCUGCAGAAUUUUAUGACCACAAAACCAACCAUCUCCUUCACAGGAUGUGCAAUGCAAUUAUGUGUCUAUGGUACUUUUAUAACCAGUGACUGCUUCAUCCUAGCUGUGAUGGCUGUGGACCAUUACGUGGCCAUCUGUAACCCACUGCACUAUCCUGUCAUCAUGUCCCGGAGACUCUGCAUUCUGCUCCUGGUUGGUUCAUAUACUAUGGGCUUCCUAAAUGCUUCAGUAAACACAAGUUUUACUUUCUUAUCAAAUUUUUGCAAAUCCAGAAUUAAUCACUUUUUCUGUGAUGUACCGCCAAUUCUCGCCCUAUCGUGUUCUAGUAUCAACCCCAAUAUCAUGGUGCUGACAGUCUUUGUGGGCUUUAACUUGACUUUUUCUGUGUCCAUCAUCUUUUCCUAUACAUAUAUCCUGGCUGCCAUCCUGAGGAUGUCUUCUGCUGCAGGGAGGAGAAAAGCCUCCUCCACGUGUGCAUCCCACAUGACCACAGUCACUAUAUUCUAUGGAACAGUCUGUUAUAUGUAUGUACUUCAUGGGACCAACAGGUCUCAAGAGCAGGAGAAGGUGGCAUCUGUGGUCUAUGCUAUUAUAUGCCCAUGUUACAUCUACAGCCUAAGAAACCAAGAUGUGAUCAAAGCCCUAAAACACAUAGGAAACAAGUGUUUCUAG